Messenger RNA from Diaporthe amygdali, 627 nucleotides. RefSeq lists its product as uncharacterized. The record is from RefSeq and is a predicted model, not a curated record. The coding region runs from base 1 to 627 and encodes 208 amino acids. The transcript has a single exon. Lineage: Eukaryota; Fungi; Ascomycota; Sordariomycetes; Diaporthales; Diaporthaceae.
AUGCGAUCAAUUGACGAAGAGAUUCUCCAGAUGGAGUCAAGCGCGCAGAAGCGCCGGAUCAGCCAUCAAAAGUUGGCCAUCAUUUUCCUCACGUUCCUUAGUACCGGUCUUCUGGCCUCAACUAUCUAUCUUGGCGUUAUUAACGAACGACAGCUACAGCAAUGCCGUAACUCGAUGUCUUCUGACGGACGGGCCUCUGUCGCAGCUAACAUCACGCUGCCUGAAGCACCACCCAUGGCCGCCAAGAGCACGGGGUUCAUCGGUGUGCCUGUCGUCACCAGGAGCUCGGCACCCUUUCCUGCUGCUAACAACAGCACGCAGGCCUCUCCAGAGGCCAAGAAGUGUGAGCCCGGCUCGAUCUGGGGUGGUGAGAUGCUGGACGGCCUGAACCACGGCUAUAUGCCGCUGAUGCAGAAGGCUCUCAGCGUCUCGCCCUCCGGAGUGAGUGGGGAGAUCCACGAUUACUAUCACACUGCUUUGGCCAGCGUUUUCCGAUGUGGGAAAUCAAUGAACAUGGGUGAGCUUCAGCUUGUUGUAGCUUGUAAGUCUGCUUAUGUCAUUGAUGGUGACCAGGUUGAUUGCGAUGGCCAUGGUGCCUACGGCAAUGCCACCUCAGCGUCUACUUGA